Messenger RNA from Coccomyxa subellipsoidea C-169, 1272 nucleotides. Its product is annotated as kinase-like protein. The coding region runs from base 1 to 1272 and encodes 423 amino acids. The transcript has 9 exons. Gene Ontology annotation, cellular component: nucleus. Lineage: Eukaryota; Viridiplantae; Chlorophyta; Trebouxiophyceae; Coccomyxaceae. Gene Ontology annotation, molecular function: DNA-dependent protein kinase activity; protein binding. The record is from RefSeq and is a predicted model, not a curated record. Gene Ontology annotation, biological process: telomere maintenance; DNA damage checkpoint signaling; negative regulation of TORC1 signaling.
AUGGGGGGUCUGGAGGGGAACCUGCCACCAGACGUCCACAUCGUGGGCUUUGGCAGGACCGUAAAUGUGUUCUCCUCCAAGCAGCGCCCCAAGGAGCUCACCAUCUACGGCUCCGACUUCAAGACGUACAGGUGGAUAGUGAAGGGCGGCGAGGAUGUGCGCACGGAUGAGCGGAUGGAGCAGAUCCUGGACGUGUGCAAUGGCCUCUUGGCGCGCCACCCGGGCGCAGCUGCCCACCAGCUGCAGGCAUUCACGUAUUGGAACAUUGACGUGCAGGUGCGCACUUACGAUGUGGUGCCCAUCAGCAGCAGCCUGGGCAUUGUGGAGUUUGUGCCUGGCACCCAGCCGCUUAAGGAGAGCAUCUGCACCUUCCUCAGCGACGAGGUGAUCAGCAGGGCGUGGGAGAAGCACAGCGGGGCCAUAUGGGCGAUGGCGAAGCGGCCAGCGCCGCGAGCUGGAGAGGCGGCGCAGCCCGGCGUGGCCGAGUACCUGGCCAGCUUCCACGCGGACGCUGCCGACGCGGCCGCACGCCUGCAGGCCACCGAGUCUGACAUCCGCUGGGACGCCCUCCGGGAGGCGCUGCUACGCAAUGCGGGCGGCCCGGAGGAGUUUCUGGCGAUGCGCGCCAAUUUUGCGGCCAGCCUGGCGGCGGUGUCAGUGACGGGGUACAUCACGGGGGCGGGCGACCGCCACACCGAGAACUUCCUGCUGCACCGCGCCUCCGGCACCCUCGUGCCCAUCGACUUCGGGUACUCAUUUGGCACGGGCGCGCAGAUGCUGCCCAUCCCGGAGCUGAUGCCGUUCCGGCUGACGCGGCAGAUGCGCGGAGCGCUGCAGCCGCACGACGCGCGCGAACUUCUGCGCGCGCCCCUCGCGCUCGGCCUCGUCGCCCUGCGCUCCGGCUCCGGCGUGCUCGAGGGCAUUCUGGGCGUGUUCCUGCGGGAGCCGCUGGCGGACUGGCAGAGGGAGGCGCGGCUGCUGCGGGCCAGCUUCCGCGCGCGAGGUGGUGAGCCACCACCCGACGAAGACACCCACAAUGCUUGGCACAAACUCGAGGGCAGGCAUCCCUCCGCCAUCCUCAUUGCCGAGCUGACACCCAAGCACUCCGCCACCAAGCACUGGGCUGCGCUCCAGGUACCCACUCUCUCAGCUGGAGGGAACGGCGGCGGGACAGUGCUGACCCCUGAGGAGCAGGCAGACUGCCUUCUGGACCAGGCGACAGAUGGCAGCAUCCUGGGCCGCACCUGGGUCGGCUGGCGCUCGUGGCUGUAA